ACAAAAGUAGACAGGAAAAAGUUGAAAACUCUCACAGAAAACGGAAACAACUCUCAUCAAACAAAAUGGAUCCCGAGCAAGCAUUCCUCACUCAAAGGAACCUGGUGGCGGAUACCAUGAAGUAUCUAGACGACAUGGCCAAUGCCAAUAAACAGGCAGAACGCGGUAAAGAUACCAAGGACCAGGAGGUGGACAUUUCCGAUGGAGUGACCGACGACAACUAUUUGGUGUCGGGCCGCGCCCAGCGCCCCCAAAGAUCCCAACAGCGUUCCACUAAAAAGAUACACAAGACCUUGAAUCUCAAUCAGAUGUCCUUUAUGCGGCAGAUUGAUGUGACGCGCGAGGAGCGGCUGGCGGCGCGUGAGGAACGACAUUUGGUGGCUGAGAAUUUUCGCAGAAUGGGCAACGACGAGUACCGCAAGUGCAACUUCGACAAGGCCAUAUAUUUUUACACCAAGGGUCUGCAGUAUGUGACCGAUACCCCAGUGCUCUAUUGCAAUCGUGCCCUGGCCAAGAUCAAAAAAAGGGAAUUCAAGGCUGCCCUCCUCGAUCUGGAUACGGUGGUCUUUAAGCUGGAUCCUCGCCAUAUGAGGGGCUGGCUCUACAGGGCUGGCGCCCUGGCGCGCCUCAACAACGAACUCGAGUCCCAGGUGGCCAUCCGCAAUGCGUUUAUCUUCAACAGGGAUCCCAAGGAUCAGCGCUACAUUCAAAUGUUUGUGGAAAAAAUGCGCUCCGAGUUUUAGAAAAAUUUUUACUCUUUUUUUUAUUGUUUAUUUUUGAUUUUUAAUUGUAUUUUGUUGGUUUUUUUUGGUAGGGGAAAUUCGCUGUUAAAAAAAAAGGGAAUACCGUAUUCAAUCAAAUGCCAA
Messenger RNA from Drosophila pseudoobscura, 866 nucleotides. Its product is annotated as tetratricopeptide repeat protein 12. Gene Ontology annotation, biological process: axonemal dynein complex assembly; sperm axoneme assembly. The record is from RefSeq and is a predicted model, not a curated record. NCBI's taxonomy places the organism in Eukaryota, Metazoa, Arthropoda, Insecta, Diptera, Drosophilidae. The coding region runs from base 66 to 743 and encodes 225 amino acids. Gene Ontology annotation, cellular component: cytoplasm; centrosome. The transcript has 4 exons. Gene Ontology annotation, molecular function: protein binding.